AAAACCGCGGACUUGGCAACACUGCGAAGUUGCGCAGGCGCUGUGAGGGGGAAACAGGGAAACUGAAUUCGCCGGAACACCGGCUGUGUAGGGCUACUCAGCGUUGUGUCGCCGUGGCACCAGGUGUGUGGAUCUCAGUGUGGUGACUGGUGCUUGCAAGGCCGUCAGGAUGAUGCGAGCAGGAGGACUUUUGAAACUGGCAGUGCUGGUUUCUAUCUUAUUUCUAGUUGUGUUCCUGGCAUUUGAGCUAUUAGAGAGCAAUAUGAAUUUAAAUUUGGGGAAAGUACUUGCACGAUAUGCACCUGCAGAGACUGUGCCCACCAGGCCUCCGCGCCACAAAUGCGGCCUUUCUAAAUCAUGUCCCGAGGACCAUUUUGCUUUUAAGAUCACCAGUGGAGCAGCCAGCGUUGUCGGCCCGAAAAUGUGUUUGCAAGACAAUGUAUUAAUGAGCGGAGUAAAGAACAACAUUGGACGGGGUAUAAACAUUGCUUUGAUCAAUGGCAAGACCGGCGAGCUCACCAAGAUGGAUUCCUUUGACAUGUGGUCUGGAGAUGUGAACCAUCUUAUCAAAUUCUUAAAGGAAAUAGAAGAUGGAAGCAUUGUCAUGAUGGCCACUUUUGAUGAUCCUGCAACAAAGCUAAACGAUGAGGCCAGAAAUCUGAUAGCAGAAUUGGGCAGCUCAAGCAUCAGCAUACUGGGAUUUAGAGAUAACUGGGUGUUUGUUGGAGGCAAAGGGAUCAAGACAAAGAGCCCCUUUGAGCAGCACAUCAAGAACAACGAACUUGAAGUGCUCUGA
This is a messenger RNA of Sinocyclocheilus grahami, 796 nucleotides long. It is a transcript of the gene fam3c, whose product is annotated as FAM3 metabolism regulating signaling molecule C. The record is from RefSeq and is a predicted model, not a curated record. Lineage: Eukaryota; Metazoa; Chordata; Actinopteri; Cypriniformes; Cyprinidae. Bases 170 to 796 code for a protein of 208 amino acids. The transcript has 10 exons.